AAUAAAACAAUUUGCUAGAGGAGAUCUGUUCAUUACAGAUUUAAGGAAGGCUGAUGAGGGAAGUUAUGUGUGUGUUGCCCAGAACCAGUUUGGAACAGUAUCAGCAUCUGCCUAUCUUACUGUUACCGGAAUAGUUCCACCACUGAUUGGCUACAUGGACCCUGUUAUACAGGUCACUACAGGUGAUUCAGUUGAAUUAAACUGCCAGGUAUUACUUGGAAAUCCUAAACCAAAAGUCAACUGGUUAUAUGAAGGUCAGGCAAUAACAACUGAUGAAUUUACCACAAAAUCUGGUGAUGGCAAUGUUAACAUUGAUGAUGUUCAGGCAUUCCAUGGUGGAGACUACCUGUGUCUAGCUUCUAAUGUUGGCGGGAAUGCUUCCUUUCUAGUGAGGGUUGAAGUUCAAGUUCCGCCAAUAUUUGGGUUUGACUCGCCGGAAGAUAACGUAACAGAUUUUAGAAUUAACCAAGGUGAUACUGUAGUUCUUCCUUGUAAUGUACAGGGAGAUCCAACACCUUUGAUAACAUGGUUCAAGGAUGAAAGUCCCAUUUCACUGACAGACUAUCAUUACUAUAUAAGAGAAGAUGGGAGUUUAGAGAUUUUCUCGGCCGAGGCCACUGAUACUGGUGAAUACAGAUGUCAGGCCACUAAUAUAGCUGGAGAUAUAGAAAAGGUUGUGGACCUUUUUGUUCAGGUGAAACCAACAAUAGCUGGAGAGCCUAAUGAAAGAUUGACUGUGACAGAGAACGAGACAGUUGUGUUGCCAUGUGUCGGUAGUGGUGUACCAACACCUGAAAUAACAUGGAGGAAAAACUUUGUACCGUUUAAUCCUACAUCAGAAAAGUACCUGUUUGGAGAUUAUGGGUUGACAAUUUUAAACUCAAAGAUUGAGGAUAAAGCCAUCUACGAGUGUAUUGUAACAAAUGUGGCAGGAUCUGAGACCAAAGUUAUUACCCUUGUUGUACAGAUUCCGCCAGUGAUUCUAGACAAGGGUGCCUCAGAGAUCACUGUUAUCAAAGGAGAUGAUGUGACAUUGCUUUGUGAAAACUUCGGUAACCCAGUACCUACAGUUGACUGGAAGAAAGACGAGACAGUACUUACAGUGUUUGAUGAAGUCAGUGGAUUUACAGAGUCCGAGAAUGGAUCGUUACUUAUAGAGUCUGUUAGAGUAGAUCACUCUGGUAGAUAUGUCUGUGUGGUAGAAAACAAUGCUGGAAUAGCUACAAGGGAUUUUACUUUGAAUGUAUUAGAUCCUCCAAAAUUACCUUCAAACCUGACCAAGUAUAAAGAAAUAAUAGAGGGCAGUCCGGUGGUUAUCCGGUGCCCGGCCUCCGGUACACCUCAACCAUUGAUCACAUGGUAUAAGGAUGGUUUGCUGAUCACCGGAGAUCAUGGUGGACUGGCUAUACUGGACGAUGGUUCCCUGGAGAUUUUAGAUGCAGAAGCUGAGGAUUCCUCUGUGUAUACUUGUAUAGCCGAGAACCAGGCUGGUGAAGUGGAGCAUGAUGUUGAAGUUAAAGUUAUAGUUAAACCAAAGUUGACAGGGAAAGAUCAAGGUCAGGAUGGUGUAGUUGAUGAUAAGAAUGUGAUAAUUGGUAACAAUAUAACAUUGGUAUGUCCAGUAGAAGGUGAUCCUCAACCUACAAUAACCUGGCUACAGAAUGGAUACGCGUUACAACGAUCUGAGUUGGGUACAGUGUAUGAAAUAUCAUCAGAUGGAAUGAACCUGACUGUUUACUCCGCAGACGUGGACGAUACAGCCAGAUAUACAUGUAUAGCUGAAAAUAUUGGCGGUGAAGUGGAGAAAAGUUUUGAUCUUAAUGUUCAUGUGCCACCAAACAUUGAUCCAGACUCAGUGUCACCUGAUGUUAACAUUAUAAACAAAGACAGCUCUCUCUACAUAGAUUGUCCUGUAACAGGAAUUCCUAGACCCAAUGUUCUAUGGUACAAGGACGGAGAUUUAUUGUCACCAGAAAAUGACCCAAACUUACAUGUACAUGCUGAUGGUCGUAGAUUAGAGAUCGUUGGGGCGCAGGUGUCAGACUCUGGGAAAUACAAGUGUGUAGGAGAAAAUGUAGCUGGACGUACAGAACAAGAAUUUGAUGUUGAUGUACAUGUUGGCCCUGUGAUCGAGCGCCCCGGAGAGAUUGAGAAGCCUGAGAUAAUUAGCAACGAAUCUAUCAGUCUUACAUGUCCUGCCUCGGGUAUACCAUUACCAAGAAUUACCUGGUAUAAAAAUAAUCAAAUAAUAUCAGCAAAUACCAGUCGUAUCACCUUGUUAGAUGAUGGAUGGACUCUGAGAAUAACCUCUGUAAAUGUUGAAGAUUCUGCCAGGUAUACAUGUAGAGCCCAGAAUGAGGCUGGUGAUGGUGAAAAAGUAUUUGAUCUUGAUGUCUUAGUUCCCCCUAUGAUACAGAGAGAGAAUUUGAACCUUGACCCUAAAGUUGUCCUCAAUCAAUCAUUGAUUAUAAAUUGUCUGGUAGAAGGUAAACCUUCCCCUACAAUCAUAUGGUAUAAAAAUGGGAUUCAACUAGAUGCAUCUGUACAGCCUCGUUAUGAAAUUUUAUCAAGUGGUCGUCAGUUACGUGUGAAACAAGCCCAGGUGUCGGACACGGCAACAUUCCAAUGUUUGGCAGAAAACAAAGCUGGAACAGAUUCCGUUGACUUUAAUCUUAAAGUUCUUGUGCCAGCUACCAUUGAUUUCCGACGAUAUAAUAAAAACCCGAAAGUUGUUGUCAACGGUAACCUAACAGUUCUGUGCCGGGUAACAGGAGUACCUGUGCCAACAAUCUCCUGGUUUAAAGAUGGUGAAGAUUUAGAUGUAGACAGUCUAGAUAAUGUAGAGGUAGACAACGAGGGACAGGAACUGACUAUAUACAGUGCACAGGUUGGAGACACAGCACUGUAUACAUGUAGAGCUGUGAAUGAAGCUGGUGAAUCUGAUAUCUCAUAUCAAGUAGAUGUUCAAGUUCCGCCCACUAUUGAUGGAGAUGAAGUAGAUAAUAACCCACAUGUGGUGCUAGGCAACUCUAUUGUAUUAAACUGUCCUGCUAAAGGUGUACCCACACCUAAUAUAAUAUGGAUGAAAGGGGGACAACCUAUUGACCUCAGCACUAACUCACAUCUUACAGUAGAGGCAGAUGGUCAGAGGUUGGUAAUAGAAAGGUCUAAGCUUACAGAUUCUGAUGUUUUCACCUGUAUAGCUGCAAAUCAGGCAGGCUCCCUGGAACAAGACUAUGACUUAGAUGUAUGGGUACCACCAGCAAUAGACAGUUCAGAUCUGAAUCUUAACCCCAAAGUAAACAAGGGACAUUCAUCAGUACUGUUUUGUCCUGUUGAAGGAAAUCCUGUACCAGAUAUUCUCUGGUUGAAGGAUGGUGAUCCGAUACAAUUAGAUGAUAGGGUACAGAUUGUACAGGAUGGUAUAGAAUUGAGGAUACUCAACUCUAAAGAAUCGGACACUGGGAGAUAUACAUGUGUGGCGAGGAACCCUGCAGGACAACAGUCUCUCUCAUAUGAUCUAGAAAUACAUGUUCCACCAUCGAUAGAUGAGUCAAAUGUGGUAUACUUCAGAAAAGUUGUAGAGAAUAGAACUAUUAUCAUAGAAUGUCCAGUAUCAGGUAUUCCUAAACCCAAGGUAAGCUGGCUCAUUAACAACAGCCCAGCUACCCCGAGAGAAGGCUUACAGUUUACCCACAAUAAUUACCAUCUUGAGCUAGCUAGUGCACAGGUCACAGAUACUGCUAUAUAUACAUGUGUAGCUACCAAUGAGGCAGGAGAGCUACGCAAGAAAUUUGACUUAGAAGUGCAAGUACCACCUAAGAUAGAUUACUCCAAACUGGAGAAGGAACGGGAUGUUAUUCAGAACAGAAGCCAAGUAAUAAUAUGUCCGGUGAAUGGUAUUCCGGUUCCAUCUAUUAUCUGGUACAAGGACGGGGUACCGCUGUUAGACUGGCCUUAUGAUGAUCUUAGUCUGACAAAUGGUGAUCUCAGUCUAGAGGUACUGAAUGCACAGACAGACGAUGCUGGGGUCUACACAUGUCAGGCCACAAAUCCUGCUGGUCAGGUUAAAUUUGACAUCACACUACAUGUUUAUGUACCACCUCAUAUUGUGGACUCUGAAAUUGUGAGUCAUGUAUCUCACACCGAGGGAGAGAAUAUUGCCCUAGAAUGUAUAGCAUCUGGUCUACCAGAACCUCAGCUAGCCUGGAUAAAAGAUGAUAAAACCAUCGAGAUACUGGAGAAUCCACACAUUACAAUACAGAAAAAUGGUCGUCUACUACAGAUAGCCAAGUCAGAAGUAUCAGAUGCUGGCAAGUAUAUUUGUCAUGCAGAGAAUCUUGUUGGUAUAGCUGAACGAAUGUUUGAACUGGAAGUCAACGUUCCUCCUAUUAUAAAUGGAACAUUUGACAGACUGAACAAUGUAUGGGUGGUUAUUAACGACCCACUGACCUUAGAAUGUCCAGCUACAGGUGUCCCUCCACCUGUGAUUACAUGGAAACGUCAGGAACAGUUCAUACAACAAUAUGGUAGUCCUGGUAUACGUCUUCUAGAUAACGGCAGGAAGUUAUACAUUGUUAGUGCACAGUUAACAGAUCUCGGAGACUACUCUUGUUACGUGGAAAAUGUCGCUGGAAACACUUCUCUUGACUACUUCGUCAAUGUUUAUGUACCUCCUACAAUAGAGCGAGGUCUGGAGAGAGUUGAAGCUGUUGUUAACACUGGAGCUACGCUAUUUUGUGAAAGUCUCGGACUUCCUGACCCAGUUGUUACCUGGGAGAAAGAUGGUAAACCAUUCCCUACCACUGGACUCCGACAUCGUAUGAGGGUAUCCGGUACGAUUGAGUUUACGUCAGUACGAUUAGAAGAUACUGGGACAUACACGUGUAAUGCUACAAAUAAAGCAGGGACGGCAGCCAGGGUUAUAAAGUUAGAUGUUCAAGUACCACCAAGGAUGGUAGGCAGGCAGCCGCUGUAUUUGAACACUGCUGAGGGAAGAUCUAUUGUACUACCAUGUGAUGUUACAGGCACACCUGUACCCACUAUUACCUGGCAGAAAGGAGCCAAGGUUGUCCGGGGUGGUCCAGGUAUUGAAGUUAUAGAGAAUGGUUCACUGUUGGUACAGAAUACUAAGGAGGAAGAUGCUGGGGUCUAUCUGUGUAUAGCACAGAAUGAUGCUGGGGCUGCAUUUGGACAGAUUAUUCUAAGAAUUAAUUUGCCACCAAAUGUGUAUGUUAGAGAGACAGAUUUUGUGAUCAACAAGGGUCAGAAGAUUGUACUACCUUGUAUAGCGAAUGGCAGACCUCGACCAAAGAUUACCUGGGAGAAAGAUGGUGUACCUGUACGGAGAAGUAACGCUUAUAUAAGAUUGACUAGGACAGGAUUGGCUAUAACCUUUGCAAGAGAGGAGGAUGUAGGAACAUAUACAUGUAUAGCAACAAAUGAUGCGGGCACAUCCAGAGUAGACCUGAAAUUACUGGUGCAAGAGCCUCCUACUAUAGAAGAGGCUAGUCGUCUGCUCACUUUCACACUGGGUGAGAUAGCUGAUAUAGAUUGUGCAGCUACUGGUAUACCUCCACCUAAAAUACGCUGGUUCAAAGAUGGUAGAGAAAUUUCAGUACCUUCAUCAAAGUAUGACAUCACUGAUGCUGGAAAAUUAAUCAUCAAGGAAUUAACAGAAGAUGAUCAUGGCAGCUAUCUGUGUACUGCUAUCAACGUUGCUGGACAAGCUACACAGGAACGCUUGGUUAGAAUACAAGUGCCUCCAUCAUUCAUUGUGGUUCCACAAAUUAAGGAAGUGACACUGAACUCUAGACUUGAACUAAGAUGUACAGCUAACGGCAAACCUACCCCAACAAUUCAUUGGAAGAGAAAUGAGGUACCAGUACGAUAUCAGCCAAGUGUGAAUGGACGCAGUGUGUUUAUAGUGCACAAUGUUAGACGUGAAGAUGCUGGAGUAUACACAUGUCUAGCUCAGAAUCCUGCAGGUCAAGCAGAGGUCAACACCAUGGUUACUGUCAAAGUACCACCAGAAAUAUUAGCAUCACCUGGUAACAGAGCUGUCACUAUAGCAGAGAGGGUUAUCCUCACAUGUUCUGUUGGUGGAGAUCCCCCACCAGAAGUUAUAUGGAUGAAAAAUGAACGUCCAGUUAGACUUAGUGAUAGAAUCAAACAACUGAAGAAUGGAUCUCUGGUUAUAUUUGACUCUACAAGUUCUGAUGCAGGAGAAUACAAGUGUGUAGCCACCAAUGAUGCCGGUAUAUCAGAGGGCGUGGCCAUGCUUACUGUUAGAGAACCACCAUCAUUCUUGUUGGAACCUCAGCAUACAAGGGUUAUUCACGGGGAGACUAUUCUAGUAGAUUGUUUAGGAUCUGGAGAGCCAACACCUAAAAUGGACUGGAUGAUAGGCUGGGAUAUACUGCAAGAUCAGGGGAGAUUAUCUAUACUUCCUAAUAAUACUCUCAGGAUACUUCUAGCCCAGCUGUCAGAUUCAGGGUCGUACAGAUGUUUGGCUAGUAAUAAUCUGGGUCAAUCUUUUGUAGAGAUAAAUAUCACAGUAGUUGUACAUGGUGACUGGUCAGAUUGGUCAGACUGGGCGUCAUGUAGUGCUACUUGUGGUGAGGGACGACAACUUCGUCACAGAUUGUGUGACAACCCGGAACCAGCCAAUUACGGUGAUGAUUGUAGAGGGAUACCAGUAGAGUCCAGGACAUGUCAGAUAAGACCUUGUCCAGUACCAGGAAACUGGGGUCAUUGGUCACCAUGGGACCCAUGCAGUGUCACCUGUAAUGAAGGUACUAGGUUGAGACGACGACUCUGUGACAACCCAGCACCCCAAGCUGGUGGUGCGAACUGUGACGGCGAGGCUGUUGAGAUAAAGUCAUGUAAUAAGAGAGGUUGUGCAGUUGAUGGAGGAUGGGGCAGCUGGGCGUCAUGGCAGGCAUGUACAGUGACAUGCGGGGAAGGUCUACAGGAGAGGAUACGUAGGUGUGACAAUCCUCCACCCUCAGAUCAUGGCGGCUACUGUCUCGGGGAUGAGGACGAAACACAAAGAUGUAAACUUAGAGAAUGCCCAGUUGAUGGUAAUUGGGGAAACUGGGGACAUUGGAAUCCAUGUACGUUAUCGUGUGGUGGUGGGACACGGACAAGGUCUCGAGCUUGUAACUACCCAGAACCUCUAUAUGGAGGAUUAUACUGUAUAGGGACAGAUUUACAACUUGAUUACUGUAAUAGUGAACCUUGCCCUGUUCAUGGUGGCUGGGCAGAUUGGGGUCUAUUUGGGGAGUGUUCAGUCAGCUGUGGAGGAGGGUUGAAGAAAAGGUUCCGCACAUGUUCUAACCCGUCACCUAGCAACAAUGGACAUCCAUGUAGGGGACAAGCUGAUGAUACUGUGCCAUGUAACAGGGAUCCCUGUCCAAUUGAUGGUGAAUGGUCAGUGUGGUCAGACUGGAGUAUGUGUUCUAGAACAUGUGACCGAGGUACAAAAUACCGUCAACGUAGAUGUCAACAACCAAGACAUGGUGGUGCAACAUGUAGGGGAGAUAAUAAACAGAUCAUGGACUGCUAUCAGGAACCUUGCUAUGCUAUCCCGGUGGAAGCUGAAGGUAACAUGAUAGGUUACAUCAACAAUAUAGAUAUUCCAGCAGCUACAUUUACUGUACAAAUGACACCGCUACCUGAUAAAACAGCCACCAGGAUAAAUGCUACCAUCAGAGGUGUGCCCAAACUGCUAGUUCCACAUUUCCGCCACUUAUUGUCUGUUUUGAGUCCCGUAUACUGGAGUACAGCACAGGAGAUAGAUGGAGCAUAUAAUGGCUACACAUUGACAGACGGACAGUUUACUAGAGAAGCUCAGAUACAGUAUGCUACAGGUGAAAUACUCAAGAUGUCACAUUACUCUAAGGGAGUUGACAGUGAUGGUAAACUUCAGCUAGAUAUUGUUGUAAGUGGAAAUGUUCCAGAUAUCUCACCAUCACAAAAUGUCAGAAUCUCACCUUACUGGGAACAGUACACACAGUCUGGACCAGGUUCAGUACAGACACAGUCAAGGAGGUUAUUACAUGUAGAUGGUCACAUGUUACCUCAUGCAUCCAAUCAUAGUAUAGUGUAUAAUAAACUAGACAAUAAGAUGCCGUUCCUGGUACAGAGAAUGCAUGCUAGUAACCUGUAUGUAGAUGUCUUCCCAAAUAGAGAACUUGUCAACUAUAUCCUUGAUACAAGCAUUUCACCAGGUUCACCAAGUAAUCAGUGUCCUGAAGGAUAUAUUCUACAUGAAGAGGGCUCUUACUGUCAAGAUAUUGAUGAAUGUACAAGUACAGGACCAUGUUCAGAUUACUGUCAUAAUUCUAUAGGAAGUUAUUACUGCUCCUGUCCUAUAGGAUAUAUUCUGGAUGUAGAUGGUAAACAGUGUAAUGAUGUAAAUGAAUGUAAUUAUGUGCCAUCAAGCUGUCCAGUAGACAAACAAUGUACAAAUACAGUUGGGUCGUUCAUCUGUCAUAUAAAAUGUCGUAGAGGUUACAGACCUUCAGAUAAUGGACAGGAUUGUAUAGAUAUAGAUGAAUGUGAGGAGACACCAGGUGUAUGUAAUCAGAUCUGUGAGAACAGGAAUGGUGGUUACAGGUGUAGAUGUAUGCCUGGAUAUAGGCGUAUCUCUAGAGGAGUUUGUGUUGAUAUUGAUGAGUGUGAAUUAACUACUCCGCCGUGUGAACAGGUGUGUGCCAAUGCUGCUGGUAGCUAUCUGUGCAGCUGUAGACAGGGGUACCAGCUUGUAUCUAGAGGAAGAUGUAGAGACAUUGAUGAAUGUAGUACAGGUGUAGUGUCUUGUAGUGCAGGUCAGAGAUGUGUUAACUCUGCUGGAAGUUAUGAAUGUAUCACAGUCUGUCCUAAAGGUUCAACUUUACAUCAAGGAAUAUGUAUAGAUGUUAAUGAAUGCACAACUGGUAAACAUAGAUGUUACCACAACCAGAGAUGUGUCAACAGCAAUCCUGGUUAUAGAUGUAUAUGUCCACGAGGUUACAGAUCAGCCGGGCCUGGUACACCAUGUCUAGACAUUGAUGAGUGUAAGGAUGAUCCAGGCAUAUGUCAGCACAAUUGUACCAACACUGUUGGCUCCUAUACAUGUACAUGUCCACCAGGAUACAGAGUGUCACGAGACCAGUCUACUUGCAUAGAUAUUGAUGAGUGCAUAGAGAAUUACAUUGACUGUGGAAAGGAUAAAAUGUGUUUUAACACACUAGGGGAGUUUACCUGCAUUGAGACGCCAUGUCCAGAAGGUUACCAACGUGACCCUGUCACAAAUAACUGUGUACUUGAGUGUAUAGAUGCCGAGGUUGCCUGCCCUGAAGGUGCAAGAUAUGCUGAUGUGAUCGAGUUCCGGACACUAGCGCUACCUAGUGGCGUUCUGACCGAACAACGUCUUAUCAAAUUGACAGCUUAUAAUCAGAAUAACGAGAUACUACAUAACACGGAGUUUAAGAUAAUCGAGAACGAUAAGACAUUGGCGUUUUUUAUUGAGCUAGAAAAUGGUAUAGGCAUAGUGUACACCCAACAACCAUUAGAAGAUAGUCACAAGUAUAAAAUAAUGGUUCGAGCUAAAUCCUAUGAUAACACACAGGUGAACAUUCAGUAUCAAACCACGUUCCUUAUACACAUCGCAGUGUCCGCAUACCCAUAUUAAUUUUUUUUUCACAUAUUCUGUUUUGUAUGUUUUGAAAUGGUGUGUAAAAGAUGGAGGGGGAGAACAUCAAAAAUGUCUAUAUGAACACGUUUUUAAGUCUUUACAUUGAUCAUAUUUUGAUUGAACAUAUUUUUGGAAACAUUCUUUAUAAUACAAUUACCUUGCAUGAUUUUGAUGUACUAUAUUGGUUUUUACAUAACUUGAUUUUACUUUGAUUGACAUGUACUAUUUUUUCAUAGUAUGAUUUGGGUAAAAAAGUGAGUAGCAGGCACUGGUUUGGUUGUUAUUCUUUGUUCUGAAGAAAUUGAAAUUAGUUUUAAUUUUAGGUGCUAUUGACAAGAUAGGUUGGUUACUUUUAGUUGUCAUAGAUUUAGAGAUUUUUCCUGCUGUUGAAUAUUUGUGUUUCCUUUGAUGCUAUACUGCUAUAGCUUGAAAUUCAGUUGCCAGGGACCUAUAAUUUUACUGCCACCUGCUGAAAAGAUAAUUACUUUGUUUAUACAUGUAGUUAAUUGAAAAAUGCUUGUCUGUAGAUCUUAUGACUGGUGAAGCAUAAAAGUACAUUUCUGGAUAUUUAAGAAUUUAAGCAUAUGUUGUAUUUCAUAUUUCAGAUAUAAUCACUAUUUUCUUGGAUAAAUAUUAAGUAUUUCCUCUGUAUAAAAUUUAUGAUUUAUAUUGACUAUUAAGCUUUUAAAUACAUACCUUAAUUUUUUAACUAAAAUCAUUGACAGUAAUAUUAGGGAUCAGACAAAAACACUUUCAUUCCUUGCAUACAUUUGUGUAUAUAAUUAUUAAUAUCUUCAUACUUU
Molecule: messenger RNA, 10482 nt
Organism: Ruditapes philippinarum (Manila clam)
Lineage: Eukaryota; Metazoa; Mollusca; Bivalvia; Venerida; Veneridae
Product: hemicentin-1-like
Exons: 62
Coding region: 155-9676 (3173 amino acids)
Biological process (GO): dendrite self-avoidance; axon guidance; homophilic cell-cell adhesion
Cellular component (GO): axon; plasma membrane
Molecular function (GO): cell-cell adhesion mediator activity; calcium ion binding
Source: RefSeq, a predicted model, not a curated record